Messenger RNA from Nelumbo nucifera (sacred lotus), 1411 nucleotides. RefSeq lists its product as uncharacterized. Gene Ontology annotation, molecular function: zinc ion binding; nucleic acid binding. The record is from RefSeq and is a predicted model, not a curated record. NCBI's taxonomy places the organism in Eukaryota, Viridiplantae, Streptophyta, Magnoliopsida, Proteales, Nelumbonaceae.
UUUUCGUUCGAAAGCGGUUUAGAAAGCCCUAGCCUCUUGCUCGUCGCUCCUCCGUGGAUCUAUCAUAACUGAAGAGAGGGCGAGAAAAACCAUUCACCAUUCUUUUCCCUGGAUAGAGUUCCGAGGAAGGAAGCUACAGACGCCUAGGCUCCGGAGGUCCGUAAUUCUUACCAGGAGCAAACGGCAGCUGUGGUGGACUGUGUUGGUAGUGGUGGUGUUGGUUCUGCCAAACACUUGUGAUUGGAAAAUUAGGGAAAUAUUCGAAGAUGAGCCAGCGCAGCAGGAGCAGGAGUCCGCGGGAUCGCAGGAUUCGUACAGAACGAUUUUCCUACCGUGAUGCGCCUUACAGGAGAGACUCACGUCGGGGGUUCAGCCAAGGCAAUCUGUGCAAAAAUUGCAAGAGGCCUGGUCAUUAUGCAAGAGAAUGCCCUAAUGCUGCAGUGUGUAACAAUUGCGGUCUUCCUGGGCACAUCGCAUCAGAAUGCACAACCAAGUCUUUAUGUUGGAACUGUCGAGAGCCUGGCCACGUGGCCAGCAACUGUCCAAACGAGGGUAUCUGCCACACUUGUGGCAAAGCUGGCCAUCGUGCCAAAGAUUGUUCGGCUCCUGAGCUGCCACCUGGUGAGUUGAGGCUAUGCAACAACUGCUAUAAGCAAGGCCAUAUAGCUGCUGAUUGCACAAACGACAAGGCAUGCAAUAACUGCAGGAAGACAGGCCACUUAGCUCGAGACUGCCAGAAUGAACCUGUUUGCAACUUGUGCAAUAUCUCUGGGCAUGUUGCUAGGCAAUGCCCCAAGGCUGACAUUCUUGGUGAGAGGGCUGCUGGGGGUCGAGGUGGUGGUUAUCGAGAUGUAAUCUGCCGGAGCUGCCAUCAGAUGGGCCACAUGAGCAGGGAUUGUAUGGGCCCGUUGAUGAUUUGCCACAACUGUGGUGGUCGAGGACAUAUGGCAUUCGAGUGCCCAUCUGGGAGGUUUUUGGACCGUGGUCCUCGAAGGUACUGAUGGGAUGGGGGAAACUUGCAGCGUGGGUCAAUGGGAGACGAUAUAAUCUUGUUGGCUCUAUCUACCUUUGAGUCCUUUUGGUUGUUAAUUUUGAAGUUCAUAACAUUGACGGUUUGGUGGAUUUCGGCAAGCUUUUCCAUUAAGUGAGAUUUAGCAUGUCUGCAUCUUCGGCUUACUUGAAAUUAUAGUAUGGAUUUAUACAUUACAUUUAUGUUACUGUUAGUGAACUAAUUUGCCCUGUGUCUCAUGACUUCCUCCUCCCUUGACCUACCCACUUUUUGGAAUCAUUGAUGUAUUUUUGUUGGGCUGGUUGCCUUUUUUACUAACUUUGAUCUGUAUUUGAAAUCCUCUACGGGCGUUGAGUCUUUGGGUCGAAGCAGGAGAAUGAAGGAGCUUUUAUUUGAUCCUUU